Iphiclides podalirius (scarce swallowtail) is the source of this 1302-nucleotide messenger RNA. Lineage: Eukaryota; Metazoa; Arthropoda; Insecta; Lepidoptera; Papilionidae. The record is from the annotation of a GenBank genome assembly.
AUGCGGACCCUCAUCGCCUUCGCCGCCGCCGUCACGGUAGCUGCUGCCAACGCCCCGACCCCAGUAGGAAAAGUCGUCUGCUACUAUGACAGCAAAAGCUACGUCAGAGAAUCACAAGCGAGGAUGCUGCCGUUGGACUUGGAUCCGGCCCUGUCCUUCUGCACCCACUUGGUGUACGGCUACGCCGGCGUCCACCCCGACACGUACAAAAUGGUGCCGCUGAAUGAAAACCUCGACGUGGACCGCGCACAUGCAAACUACAGAGCCAUAACUAACUUCAAGACCAAAUACCCGGCUCUGAAGGUCCUCCUUUCAGUCGGCGGAGACGUAGACACGGAAGACCCCCAGAAGUACAAUUUGCUGUUGGAGUCCCCGCAAGCCCGAACUGCGUUCGUUAACUCUGGAGUACUUCUGGCUGAGCAGUAUGGUUUCGAUGGCAUUGACUUGGCUUGGCAGUUCCCUAAGAUCAAACCGAAGAAAAUCCGCUCCACUUGGGGAUCUAUCUGGCACGGCAUCAAGAAAACUUUCGCCACGACUCCUGUCGACGACAAAGAGCCUGAGCACCGUGAAGGUUUCACAGCCCUCGUACGCGAAAUGAAGCAGGCCCUCAGUCUGAAACCCAACAUGCAGUUGGCCGUUUCAGUUCUUCCCAAUGUGAACUCAACCAUAUAUAUCGACGUGCCCGCUAUUAUCAAUCACGUCGAUUUCGUGAACUUGGAGGCUUUCGACUACUUCACGGCGCAGAGGAACCCUAAGGAGGCAGAUUACGCGGCUCCGAUCUACACGCCACAGAGCAGAAACGAACUUCAGAAUGCCAACGCAGCGGUUAACUACUUCGUCCAAGCCGGUGCACCCUUGUACAAAAUAGUUCUGGGUAUUGCAACCUUUGCACGCACCUGGAGUCUUGACUCCGAGAGUGAGAUUGCGGGAGUGCCCCCCCUCCACGCCAAUGGUCCCGGUGAACCAGGCCCGUACACAAAAACCGAAGGCCUUUUGAGCUACCCCGAAGUUUGCGCUAAGUUAAUUAACCCCAGCCACCAAAAGGGAAUGCACCCUUACAUGAGGAAGGUGACUGACCCCAGCAAACGUUUCGGAACUUACGCUUUCCGCCUCCCCGACGGUGACAGCGAAGCAGGCCUCUGGGUGAGCUACGAAGAUCCAGAUACCGCUGGUCAAAAGGCCGCUUAUGUAAAAUCCAAGAAUCUGGGUGGAGUUGCCAUCGUCGAUCUUUCAAUGGAUGACUUCCGCGGUCUCUGCACUGGUGACAAAUACCCAAUACUUCGCGCCGCAAAAUACCGCCUU